Messenger RNA from Stylonychia lemnae, 411 nucleotides. Lineage: Eukaryota; Ciliophora; Spirotrichea; Sporadotrichida; Oxytrichidae. The record is from the annotation of a GenBank genome assembly.
AUGAUUAUUGACUUAAGCUAAAACCCAAAUAUCAGUUUGACUAUUUUUAAUUAAGGGACUAAAAAGUUGACAAAAGAUAUAAAUAAAAUUGGAGAGUAUAGAUACUGGGUAAAUAUUCUGAUAAACAAUAUAGUUGCAGGCUAAGUUCCUUUACAUAUUUCUAUUAUAGCUCAACCAAAAAAAGAAGUACAAGUUAAAAACAAUACUGUUUUGAAAGGUUAAGAUUAUCAUCAGCUAUUUUCAAAUGCUACAAAGGCCAUAGCAAUUAAGAUUUUCAAACAAGAAACUUCUAAUAAUAAUUCAACUUUAAUAGAUUAUUACAUUACUGAUUUUACAAGAAACCGUGUAACACUACAGCUUAUAUUUACUAAUCCUCAAUAAGUUUCUCAAUCAAUUUUAGUAAGGCAUUGA